Molecule: messenger RNA, 1413 nt
Organism: Cyphellophora attinorum
Lineage: Eukaryota; Fungi; Ascomycota; Eurotiomycetes; Chaetothyriales; Cyphellophoraceae
Product: putative protein disulfide-isomerase
Exons: 2
Coding region: 1-1413 (470 amino acids)
Biological process (GO): response to endoplasmic reticulum stress
Cellular component (GO): endoplasmic reticulum lumen
Molecular function (GO): protein disulfide isomerase activity; protein-disulfide reductase activity
Source: RefSeq, a predicted model, not a curated record
AUGGCGCUCAAAGGUGGCAUACUUACGCUCCUUGCGUUCGCUGGGACCCUCGUUCAUGCGGAUGGCAUAUAUUCGAAGGGCUCGCCAGUACUGCAAGUCAACGCUAAGACAUAUGACUCGCUGAUUGCGCAGUCGAACCAUACUUCCAUCCUCGAGUUCUAUGCCCCUUGGUGCGGUCACUGCCAGAAUCUCAAGCCCGCGUACGAGAAAGCUGCCAAAAACCUCGACGGUCUGGCCAAAGUCGCUGCUAUCAACUGUGACGAUGACUCCAACAAACCUUUCUGUGGUCAGAUGGGCGUCCAAGGGUUUCCAACCUUGAAGAUCGUUAAGCCUGGGACGAAGCGUGGCAAGCCUGUGGUAGAGGACUACCAAGGUCCAAGAACUGCGAAGGGCAUCGUUGAUGCUGUGGUCGACAAAAUCCCCAACCACGUUAGAAAACUACAGUCGUCAACAUUCGACGAGUGGCUUGGCGACAAGUCUGUUACUGCGAAAGCCGUCCUAUUCACAGAAAAAGGUACCACCAGUGCUCUGUUGCGGGCUGUAGCCAUUGACUUCCUCGGAGCCAUCAAAGUCAGUCAGGUCCGCAGCAAGGAAACCGAUCUUGUGGAGAAGUAUGGCGUCACCAAGUUCCCAUCCCUCGUGUUGAUUCCAGGUGAUGAAGUCGAGCCCGUCACCUACUCGGGUGAGAUGAAGAAGCAGCCGAUUGUAGAUUUCCUGAGUCAAGCGGCCUCUCCGAACAAGGACACCGUCUCCGAGAAGGCCAAACCAAAGCCGAGCAAAUCGAAGGAUCCUAAGAAGUCGGCAUCUGCGAAAAGUGCAUUCUCGAAAGCCUCUGAAGCCCACAUGUCGGCGGAUCUCGAAGACGAACUCGGAGCCAGUACUAUCAUCCUGGAUGACAGCACUCCUACCGAGUCUCCUUUGCCUAUUGUCGAGGACAGCAAGCCCGCUGUCGUCGAGGACAUUCCGCCCAUCGCCAGUCUUACCACCCCAGCUGAGCUUAUCGAAGCUGCUCUUGGACCGAAGAAGGGCACUUGUAUUCUGGUCCUGUUGCCGCCUGCCACAGAGGGUUCGCUGUCCGAAGAUGCUGCAUCAGCUCUGAACUUCUUCGCUCAAAGCGCUGACAAACACCAAAAGCGCCACGACAGCGUGUUCCCCUUUUACAGCGUCCCUGCUGAGAACGAGCAAGCCAAAGUACUGCGGAAAGAUCUUGGUCUCAAGGAGUCUGAGCUCGAAAUUGUGGCCUUGAACAACAAACGUGGCUGGUGGCGGCAUUUUGAGGCCAAGUCCGCUUCGACCACAGAUCUGGAGACCUUCAUUGACAACAUCAAGCUGGGCGAGGGUUCCAAGCUCAAGCUUCCUGCUAACUUUGGGACUGGUCCAUCUGCCGAAGACCAAGGCCACAGCGAGCUGUGA